Camelus dromedarius (Arabian camel) is the source of this 2545-nucleotide messenger RNA. RefSeq names its product calbindin 1 (gene CALB1). NCBI's taxonomy places the organism in Eukaryota, Metazoa, Chordata, Mammalia, Artiodactyla, Camelidae. Gene Ontology annotation, biological process: regulation of long-term synaptic potentiation; regulation of presynaptic cytosolic calcium ion concentration. The record is from RefSeq and is a predicted model, not a curated record. Gene Ontology annotation, cellular component: dendritic spine; synapse; dendrite. Bases 234 to 1019 code for a protein of 261 amino acids. Gene Ontology annotation, molecular function: calcium ion binding. The transcript is spliced from 11 exons.
GUGCCGGGUGUGGAGAGAGAACUCCGGAGGACCGCCUGAGCUGAGCAGCACCGAGGACAGCGCCCGCGCCCUGCUCUUCCUCCAACAGCCCAGAAUUUCCUCUUUACACGCGCGCACACACACACACAUACACACACACACACACACACCCUGCGGUUCUUUCUCACCCCACUCUCGCCCUGACACACUCACGCACACAUAUUCACACACGCAGACACACACUCCGCUGUACAAUGGCAGAAUCCCACCUGCAGUCAUCCCUGAUCUCAGCCUCACAGUUUUUCGAGAUCUGGCUUCAUUUCGACGCUGACGGAAGUGGUUACCUGGAAGGAAAAGAGCUUCAGAACUUGAUUCAAGAGCUCCAGCAGGCGCGGAAGAAGGCUGGAUUGGAGUUAUCACCUGAGAUGAAAACUUUUGUGGAUCAGUAUGGGCAAAGAGAUGAUGGAAAAAUAGGAAUUGUAGAGCUGGCUCACGUAUUACCCACGGAAGAGAAUUUCCUGCUGCUUUUCCGAUGCCAGCAGCUGAAGUCCUGUGAGGAGUUCAUGAAGACAUGGAGAAGAUAUGACACUGAUCACAGCGGCUUCAUAGAAACCGAGGAGCUUAAGAACUUUCUAAAGGACCUGCUGGAAAAAGCAAACAAGACUGUUGAUGAUACAAAGCUAGCCGAGUAUACGGACCUAAUGCUGAAAUUGUUUGAUUCAAAUAAUGAUGGGAAGCUGGAAUUAACUGAGAUGGCCAGGUUACUACCAGUGCAGGAGAAUUUUCUUCUUAAAUUUCAGGGAGUCAAAAUGUGUGGGAAAGAGUUCAAUAAAGCUUUUGAGUUAUAUGAUCAGGAUGGCAAUGGAUACAUAGAUGAAAAUGAACUAGAUGCUUUACUGAAGGAUCUGUGUGAGAAGAAUAAACAGGAUCUGGAUAUUAAUAAUAUUCCAACAUACAAGAAAAGCAUAAUGGCUUUGUCGGACGGAGGGAAGCUGUAUCGAACGGAUCUUGCUCUCAUUCUCUCUGCGGGGGACAACUAGAGUUGAUGGCUACGACCAUUUACUAGUGAUACAUUGUAUCUAAAAAUAACUGCACUAUAAGGGAAGUAGGCUGUAUUUUCUUUUGUAUCUGUAAAUUUAACUGCAUAUAGAUACUUAUCCAGGAUGUGUGGCACAUUCUUUUCAGCUUGUUUCUAUACUCUUUGUAAUGUACAGAUUUUGUAAACAUAUGAUUGAAAAGCAGAAUGUCUGUGCUUAGGCCAGUCAAUACACCCAAUAAAAAAAAAAACCUAACACAUUCUUGCUUCCAUAAAUAUAGUUGGACAAGAUUUCCCUAAAAAUUCCACCAGGAUUAAUUUCUAAAAUCCUAGUCUCUGAUGUGUGAGUGCACAUUUGUCGCUGAAUAGAAGAAUGAUCAAGCCAAGCAUUCUUAUUUCAGACAAUCGUAGGUCUGCCCCACAAUAUAGUUCUAAGCUAUAUUUCCAAUUAGAAGAAAUGUGCUUUUGCAUCUUAAGUACCAAAAUAUCAAUCAGUAGUUAGUUGAGUGUGCUUCUAUGAGGUUAACAAUCUCACUAGGCAAGAUUUAGUUUAUUAAUCAACAACACAUCUGCUGCCUGAAUCCAUACCAAUUGAUUGGUUUGAGCUGAUUUGAUGACAAGGCAGGGCAGCGCUGGACAUCGCAUGAAUGUCUCAUUCUACGUUUGUAUUUUCAACGAAGCUACUGUCAAAGAAUGUGACCUUAAUCCAUUUUCUAAACUGUUUUCAUGUGUUGUAGAUUAUAAUUAUUCUAGUAAACUUCUGUAUUCUAUGUAUCCUCUGAUUAAAUUAUAUAUCAAGUAUCCUGGUGUGUAAUUUGCAUACUUCCUGGAUUUUCUUUCUAUGUAGACGGUGACUGCUGCCUCUGAAAAUACUUUUUUCAACUUUACUUUUUACUACAUAAAUGAAUUUUAAUGUCAAAUUCAUAGCACCCUGCUUGUUGAAUGUUACCUCAUUGAUAACUUUGUGUAUUCUCUGAAUUCUGUUUCAUGUUGAGAUCAGCAUUCAAAAUUGUUCUAUCUGCAAAUAAUUUCAAAUGAGUUUAAAAGAACAGCUAAGGGAGAUGCUAACGCAAUCAUAUAUCUUAUUAAGGAAAGGUGAUUCUAGAACAUUCUUUUGAGCCACAAUCCAAGUCACAGUUUCAUGUAUUUGUAGCUAAAAUAUUCUCUACUGGUUACAGCUGACAUGUAAUGACUGGUGAGUUCUGAUUUUUGAAUGUGAAGCGGCAAGCUAUGAGAGACGUGCCUGUUUGAAAUUUAUAGUUACCACCAAAGAAUUAAUGGUUCUGGGUUAGUUUGAAUGUCUCCAUGCUAUAAAGUAAUCACUGAUUUUCUCAAUUCAUAGAAAUAACAAAAAAGUGAGGUUAUCUCUUUCCCCCAAGAAUAAACAGAAAGAGAUUGCCAAAAAGUAAAAUUUAUCAAAUGAUGUGAUGUGAGCAGACUGGCUUUGCUUCUAGUGUGUAAAUGGAAGCACUGAACCUUAGGCUGAAUUUAACUAUUAAGAAUAAAUAAAGAGGAAAAUAAUCUCUUGUA